Calliphora vicina (urban bluebottle blowfly) is the source of this 5059-nucleotide messenger RNA. It is a transcript of the gene Rcd-1, whose product is annotated as Required for cell differentiation 1. Bases 340 to 1242 code for a protein of 300 amino acids. Lineage: Eukaryota; Metazoa; Arthropoda; Insecta; Diptera; Calliphoridae. The transcript is spliced from 6 exons. The record is from RefSeq and is a predicted model, not a curated record. Gene Ontology annotation, cellular component: CCR4-NOT complex; CCR4-NOT core complex; P-body. Gene Ontology annotation, biological process: negative regulation of translation; mRNA catabolic process.
CGCAUAUCACGAACAAAAAAGAAGAAGCAUUAUUAUAAGCAGCAAAGCGAAAAGAAAAAAUAUUCGGUAAAAAGAUCUCUAGAGAAAAAGUGAAACUCUGAAAAAAAGGAAGAAAAAUAUAUAAUUGUGAUUUUAAUAUACAUAACGGUGAAAAUCAGUCUAAAAAUUGUCAUAAAAAUAAUAAAACGUAUUAAAUUUUAUAAAAUUAAUAAAAUAAAAGUGAAAAAACACAGCAAAAUUAAACAAAGUCAGAGAUUAAAAGCAAAAGAAAAGCAAAAAUAUAAAGCAAUUAAUUUCUUUGUGUUUCUCCACAAAAAUAGAAAAAAGGUGUGAUUUAUAAUGAGUGCUCAGCCCAGUCCCGCGUGUAUGACUCCACAAAAUGAGCAGGAAAAGGUAUUUCAGUGGAUAAAUGAAUUAGCACAUCCAGAAACGCGUGAAGCUGCUCUAUUGGAAUUGAGCAAAAAACGCGAAACCGUUACAGAUUUGGCACCAAUGCUAUGGCAUAGUUUUGGUACAAUAGCUGCCCUCCUACAAGAAAUCAUAAAUAUAUAUCCUUCAAUUAAUCCUGCCACAUUAACUGCUCAUCAAUCAAAUCGUGUUUGUAAUGCCUUAGCAUUAUUGCAAUGUGUUGCUUCGCAUCCCGAUACCCGUACGGUAUUUUUGCAAGCACAAAUUCCCUUGUUCCUAUAUCCGUUUUUGCAGACCACCUCAAAAACGCGACCAUUCGAAUAUUUAAGAUUAACGAGUUUGGGUGUGAUUGGUGCGCUCGUUAAGACUGAUGAACAAGAAGUGAUAACUUUCCUUUUAACUUCUGAAAUCAUUCCUUUAUGCCUACGCAUUAUGGAAUUUGGCUCGGAGCUGAGUAAAACUGUGGCUACAUUUAUUUUACAAAAAAUAUUACUGGAUGAAAGUGGUUUGUCAUAUGUCUGCCAGACAUAUGAACGAUUUUCACAUGUUGCUAUUAUUUUGGGUAAAAUGGUGAUACAAUUAGCUAAGGAGCCAUCUGCACGUCUACUGAAACAUGUAGUACGUUGCUAUUUAAGAUUAUCAGACAAUCCCAGAGCACGAGAGGCUUUAAGACAAUGUCUUCCGGAUCAGUUGCGUGAUGCCACAUUUUCAGUAUGUUUACAAGAUGAUAAAUCAACUAAACACUGGUUACAAUUAUUAAUUAAAAACCUAGAAUUAGGCGCUGUGCCACCCACAGAUCCCCGUCAAAUUGGUAUGUCACCUUUGACCUCAUAAAUUAAGUAAAAAAUAAAACUAAAAAAAUAACAGGUCAGACUUAAUAGAAAUACAAAAAUGAUACAUAAGAAAGCAGCUUUUUUUCUAAAAAAACAAAUAUAUAUAAACAAAAUUAAACAAAAAACAGUCCAAUGGCUUAAAGUCUGUCUGUUUUUUUUUAUAGAUAUAUUUUCGUUAUUAAAUAAAUAAUUAAAUAUAAAUAUUUUUUACUUAAAACAAAACUGAAAAAAAAACAAAAAUAAAAGAAACAACAACAAAAAAAACUAAGCUAAAUUAAACAAAACAAAAAAGAAAAAAGCAAAAAUAAUAUUUCGUAUAAGGUAAAAUAUACUUAAACUUAAAUGAAAUCUAAAUCUAACAAAAUGAAAAUCAUAUUUAAACAUAAUGUAAAUUAAACGUGAUAAAUGUGAAUAUUAUUAUUAAUAAUAAAAUAACUUGAUAAAUUAUGAAUAUAUAUUAAAAAAAAACAAAAAAAAAACAAAAAACAAAUCCAAACCAACAACAAUAAAUGUAAACUAUGUAUAUGCAUAAAUAAGUUUAACAAAUUAAAUACAUUUUAAAAUUAUAAACUAACAGAGGAGACUGUGAAACAAAAAAAAUUAUAAUAAUUAAAUACUAAAUUUAGAAACAAAAUUUAAAAAAGAAAACCCAAAAAAAACAACUUAUAUUAUUAUUAUUAAGCAAUGGUACCUUAACAUUUAUUAGCGAAAGAAUAAUACACAUAACUUAACAACAACAACUAAACAUACGCAUUAAUUAACAUUUUUUCUAAAGAAAAAUUAUAAAUACAUACGAAUAAAUUUUUAAAGUAAAUUGUAAAAGUAACUUUUUUUAGCAUUAUCAACUAUUUAAAAUUUAAAAUAACAAAAAGUAUUUGUAUUACUAAAAACAACAAGAAUUUAAAUUUUAACAAACUUUUUGUUUUAUUUUACUAAAAAGAAUUGUUUUCUAUUGUUAGUUAAAUUAAGCGUAUGAUUUUAAAUUUUAUUACAAACAAAACUGUGAAUAUGUUUUUAGCAUCAUUUAAUUAUAAAACAUAUUUUAUUUUUUUUAUAAAAAAACCAUUGUUCUUUUUUAACAUCUUAAUAAUUGUAAGUAAUCUUUAUAAAUACUAUAUAUAUAAUAAUAAAAUACAUACAUACAUAUAAAUAAAUAAAUAGUAAUUAAAACAGAUUUAUUAUCUAAUUGUAGUAAGCUUAACUUUAAACAAACAAAAAUUAAAAACAAACAAAACAAAUCUUAUAUUAGAAAUAUUAUAUAUUGUUAAUUGAAAAAAACAACAACAGAAAAAAACUAUAAAAAAACAAACUAUUUAAAGUAAAUUUUAUAAAUUUAUAUACACUACUCAAUUAUAUUACAAACAUGAUUUAAAGAUAUUGAUUUUCAUAGUUUUUGUUAAUAAUGUGAAAAGUUUUAUCAAGUUAUGAACAAGAUUUUUAUAAUUAAAGUUGUAAAACUUUAUUUUUAUCAUGUUGUUUUUCUAUCAAAAAAUAUCUUUAAACUUAUCUUAAUUUUGUUUCCUUAACAUUUUAGUUCAAAAAGAGUUCAGAUUUAUUAAAAAUUUAUUUUGUAAUUGUGUUGCUAAGUUGCAGAUAAUGAUUCCAAUUUACAGCCCUGUAUAGUAAAAUGAAAACUUUUCUAAUAGAUCUGAAAGUAAUUAUUUGUUUUAUAGUUAAUUUAAAUAUUUAAAAAUUUCUUUUGUAAAUGUGUUACUAAGUGGCAGAUAAUGAAUCUAAUUUAUAGACCUGUUCUGUAAAAUGAAAACAUCCUUAUUAGAUCUGAAAGUAAUUGAUUGUUUUAUAGUUCAUUUAAGAGAGUCAGAAAAGAAAGCUGUUGAGACAUUUUCAGAAAAUAUUGCUUUCCAUUGUCCGCCUUGUUCUGUUUGAAAUGAAAAUGACUUCUCCAAUCCUUAAUAUGUAAAGCCAAAUUUUAAAUAUUACAAUAGUUUAACAGCAAUCUUUGUAGUAUGAAAACUCCCUGGGGUUUACUCUGUAAUUCAAUUUGAAAAUGGAAAAUGUUUAACAAUCAUAAGAUGCAGAUACAUCACCCCUAUUGCGAAUCAAUAUUCCACAUGAAUAUGUUCCCUUUUCCCAUUUUUCGUUUAUCAACAUUGUUCACGAUGGAUUUUUUGUAAACAAUAAACAGCUGUUACGAACAAAAUCAACAAUUGUGAAUGAAAAGUUCAUGAGGAAUAUCACGAAGGCAUUUUCCCUUCGAGGGAAAUGGAUAUUUCAUGGGAACAUUGCCGUAUUUUUUAGCCCAGUUUUGUAAAAUGAAAAAGUCGCUUUCAGAUCUGAAAAAUAAUUGUUUUAUUUUACAUUUGAAUAUUUUAAAAGAAAAGUGGGGUUAGAUUUUUUCUAUUUAUCAGAAAAUAUGGCAAAACAUUGGUGAAACAAAUUAUUAGCCGUGUUGUGGGUGAAAUGAAAAAACUUCUCCAUUCAUAAACAUGUUUACCCAAGUUUUAAACGUUAAAUUUUUUUUAAAGCAUCAACAUGAAUAGCCCCUGGGCUUUAAUCAGCCAAUUGUUUUAAAAGUAGAAACGGGGUUGGUUUUUUAGAUUCGUUCAAAAAUGAUGGCCCCACUAAUUAUAAAACAAACUGUUCAUACUGUUCUCUAAGUCCAAAUUUAAAGUUUUUCGGUGGCCUACUGCUUUAUUCGAUUUGUAAGAGAAAAUUUUGAAUUACAAUGAAUAUUUCACACAGAUCUUCGAAUUAAUUCGGAAUUAAAAAAUGUCAGUCAAUUAUUCCAUAAAUCAAACAUCUUAUUAUUUAGCUUCAUUCAAAGGCUUUUAUUUAAAUGGAAUUCAUUUAUCGUUGAAUUAAUUCAUACAGAAUUCAUACAACAUUUGAAUGAUUCACUUUUUGUUAAUUCAAAUCUAAUAAAAAUUGAAUUAAAAUAUGUUUGCUUCAUUCAGUUAUUAAUGAAAAAAAUUAAUUGAAAAAAGAUUCACUUAAGCAAUUUUGUAAUAGAUUUGAAUUGAAGUAAGAUUUAGUCAUUCAAUACAUUCUUCAAACUAUGUUGUAAUGGAUUUGAAUUCAAGAAAAUUUUAAUGAUUCAAAAAGGAAUUAAUUCUAUAAAGAAUGAAUUCUCAAAGGAAUUAAUUCAAUAAAAAAUUUUAAAUGAAUUAGCUAAAUUUCUAAAACUAUCAGGAUUACUACUACGUAAUUAAAUUCGAAUUUAAUCCGAUGUGAUAUUCCCAGUUUCCUAAUUUUCUCUCUUAAAUAUGUUUGAUCCGAAGUAGAAAAUUUUAUUCACAACAUAAAAAAAUACAAAUUACAAGCUAUCAAUUUUUUAACAUAUUAAACUUAAAUUUCUAUAUUAAUAAGCUCUGAAUACAUUAGAAAAUUGCAGAUAAUUGGCUAACAUUUUUAUAAUUUAUAAACAUAUUUUAAAAAUUAUUACACUAAAAUCAUUUGAAAUUGAGAUUGAGUUUUUGUUACUGUAUUGAGUAGUGUUAUUAUUUUAUACAAAUAACAUUUGAUCAUCGUAAAACCUAAUAAAGUUAAAAACAAAAAAACCGAACAAGCUCCUAAAACUAUGAAUUAUUUAAAUAAACAAAUUACACAAAAAAAAAACAAACAAUUGUAACUAUUUAUAUAAAUAAUAAUUGUAAAAAAAUAUUUUUCGUUUCGUUUUUUGGAAUACAUUAAUCAUUAUUUUAUUUUUUUUAAGUUAAAGCUUAAUGCAUUGUAACAUUUUUUGCCUAUAAAUAUUUUUAUUAUUACUAUAGUUUUUUGUAUUUAUAAUUUUAAUUUUAUUUAAAGAAAACUAAAUCUUACAAAGUUCUUAUUUCUCUUUUUUUUAAUUGUUAAUAUUU